AUGCAAUGGAGGUCGCUGCUUGGGGUCGGGCGCAGCCUGGCCACUGCGCGGCCGCCGAAGUCGCAGUAUUUGCACAGACGUCCAAACGCCCCCCCACCUCCCACGCCCGCCACGCCCCCAACAGCGCCCCCAACAGCCCCCUCCAGUGCACCCUCAGCUGUGCGGCAAGCUCCCGUGGUGCAGGCAACGCAGGCUGUGCCGUCUGCAGUCCCAAGCAGGGAGCCAGAUCCUGAUCGCCAGGAGCGCUAUGGCCCCUUAGAUGUAAAUCUGAAGCCGCGGGACCAGCUGAGGCCCCUUCUGCCGACAUGGAACCCGCCCCCAACGCGGCGACCACAGCCUGAAGAGUUGGAGGUGAGCACGCGGCUCCGCUUCCUUUUCGAGGAGCGCUGGUGGGCUGCCACCGUGCGUGAGGCCUACGAGGCUGAGGUCCGCGUGGGCUUCGAUGGCUGGCCAAGCCGUCAUGACCAGAUCGUGCCCCGCGACAGUGGCCGCUUGUUCCUCCACGAGUCUUUCCACGAAGACUAUGAGGCGCCCCCAGCACCGCAGCGCUUCCAGCGGCCCACGGCCACUGACGCAGAGGGCAACCCGCUCCCAGCAUUGCCUCGGGCCCCGAAGCCCAAAAUCUAUGACCCGGAGAAGGAGCGGAUGAAGCGGGCCCUGCGGCCGCCUUUGCCCUUCAACCCCGAGAAGGAGCGACUGAAGCGACUCCUACGCGGCCAGAACGUUCCACCCGAGUGA
Messenger RNA from Symbiodinium pilosum, 738 nucleotides. The record is from the annotation of a GenBank genome assembly. NCBI's taxonomy places the organism in Eukaryota, Dinophyceae, Suessiales, Symbiodiniaceae.